Molecule: messenger RNA, 633 nt
Organism: Lachancea meyersii CBS 8951
Lineage: Eukaryota; Fungi; Ascomycota; Saccharomycetes; Saccharomycetales; Saccharomycetaceae
Source: the annotation of a GenBank genome assembly
AUGAAUAUAUUGACAAUCAAGAGAAAAGUGAUCAGAUCAGCCGGUUUUCUUAGAGCAUCGAGGUCUUUGAGCGUUUGCAUCACUGGUAUUGGCAAUCCUGAACCUCAGUUCGCUUUCAGCCGCCAUAAUGCUGGUCUUUUGAUGCUUGACCUGUUGAAAAGCCAAUUAUUGUCAUCAGAUAAACCUUAUUUACCAUGCAACGCGAAUCGAAAGGUCCAACGAUGCCAAUUGGGAGAAGUCAUGCUGUUGCGUGUGGACGGCGACUAUAUCAACUUAAGCGGGAAAAGUGUGGUUCCCUUGUGGAACAAACUCGGAACUGGUAUUCAACACAUAGUGGUUCAUGAUGAGCUGAGUCUUGCUGUAGGUAAGGUCCAACUACGAAAGCCUGGAACUAGUGUACGGGGCCAUAACGGUUUGAAGGACAUCACCAAGCAUUUCGGUGGAGAUUUCUACCGACUCGCGGUCGGAAUUGGUAGACCAGAACAGAGAGAUCCAGAUGUGGUUGCGAAAUACGUGCUUUCGAAGUUUCCUCGCAAUGAGAUUGGCGUUAUCGAAACAGAAAGUGUGCAUAGUGCUAUGCACCACUUGAAGAAGCUACUGAAAAACGAUAUCACAAUACCUAAAAGGCCGUAA